AUGCCCCGGGACGCUCCUUGCUCCUCUUCAAGAUCGCGGGGAUGCGUGACCUUCAGAAGGUGUACCUCAUGUCUGCUUCUAGUGGCACUUCUCCGGCAUGUAUCGCAGGACCAGACAUUUGCGGCUCCUGGGCGAAACGCAGGUACUCGCACCAGCAGCGCGCUGUUGGAGCGAAGCCAUCAGCUUGUCCAUUCGGGCAGGACGCGUAUGACGCGCGCUGUUUGCAGAAGUUCCACCGAUGAGUCGGAGGCGAAGGAAAUGCCUCAGGAGGUGAAGCUGAGCUCUGUUACGCAGUCCACAGUCAAUCUGGUCAAGAACAUUGUUGGCGCUGGCAUGCUGUCCCUUCCCCAUGGCGUGGCAGCUGUGAGUGCAAGCCCGCAGGCCGUGGCACCGUCGCUGAUUCUCACUUUCCUUGCCGCGGUAUUCAGUGCCUACGGCUUUGUCUUGAUCGCACAGGCAUGCGAGGCAACAGGUGAGAGCACCUACACCAGGGUCUGGGCCCGGAGCGUUUCCGAGAGCACGAAGCUCCUGCCUGCAGUCGCCUGCCUUGCGAAGGCUGCCAUCGGAUGCAUCGCCUUCUCCAUGAUUCUGGGUGACUGCAUCUCCUUGAUGUUAGCUCCAUUGAACCUGCCUGCCGUUAUCGCCAGCCGCGAUGCAGUGAUCUUGCUGAUGACCAUCGUGGUACUGUACCCUCUUUGCAGCAUGAAGUCGUUCGCACCGCUGGCCAAGUUUUCUCUGCUGGGUGUGCUCAGCAACUUCUACAUCUGUGCUUUCGUGGUGUUGCGCUGCUUGGACCACUCCUACCAGAAGGGGGGGAGCUUGCUGGCUGCAGCACCCGCUGCGCCACAGUUCGCUGCGCCAGCGGGCGCGUGGCACACCGUGCUGAGUCCAGGUCUCAGCGUCCUGUUGAGCAUUUUGGCAACGGCCUUCCUGGCGCACUACAAUGCGCCUCUUUUCCUGGAGCAGCUAGCACCAGACCCAAAGACCGGGAAGAAGGACAAGCGCUUCGUGGUGGUGUCCGUCUUGGGUUUCUGCACAGCAGGCUUGAUUUUCAGCCUGGUGAUGGUGGGAGGCUUCCUAACAUUCGGCAGCUCUUGCAUGGGCCUCAUCCUCAACAACUACGCCGCCAUAGACAGUCUUGCUUUGCUUGCUCGAGCAGCGAUUGUGCUGUCCUUGGUCACUGCAUACCCGCUGGUUUUCCUGAGCUUGCGCAAGCAGGUGCUCGAAAUCCUUGGAAGCAAAGGAGCCGACUUCGCGAACCAACGGCCCAGGGCGAUGACGAUUUCCUUGCUGGCAGGUGUCACCGCUGUGGCGUUCAAGUGCGGCUCUCAGGAAACACACCAAGUGCACGAUGGGCUUCACAGCGAGCAUCUUCAUGACCCCGCGAGGGAGUUCCGUUGUAGUGUAGCACACACUUGUUUGUGCGAAGUGACAACUCAUCAUCUCACUUGA
Messenger RNA from Symbiodinium sp. CCMP2592, 1452 nucleotides. Lineage: Eukaryota; Dinophyceae; Suessiales; Symbiodiniaceae. The record is from the annotation of a GenBank genome assembly.